UGCACCCCGCUGCACCCUGACUUCAGCUCACUUGCCCUGAAGCCGUGUUUCUCCUCAGGCGGAAGCUGCCGAGCUGCCCUCCCCAUCGGGCAUGCUCAGUCCUCUGGCUGGGUUUUGCCGGACGGGCAGCAGCCGGCCCCAGGGCGUGCGUCCCCAGAGCCCCCCCCCCCCCCGGUCCCUUUAAAUUGGACCAGUAGGUUGUUUGGCAACGGAGCAGCCCGCGCUGGCACUGCACUGCAGUAGCUGUGGCCCCGGCUUGACUGGCCGGGUCAAGAUGGCCAGCACCCAGCCAGAGGCUGUGGCCCGCAGGUGCUGGCCGCCUUCGGAGAAUCGGAGACAAGACUGUCCAGACCACGCCCAAGCUUGCAGCUCAAGCUGGAGGGGUGUGACGGCAUUCUGUGGAAGACCUCAGACCUCAAGAUACGAAGUGGAAGAAGUGCCUAAAACAAUGGAUGAUAGAAAAAAACAUUGGAAGGAGAAUAUGUUUACUCCUUUUUUUAAUGCACAGUAUAUUCUAGAAGAGAUUUCUCAGCCGGAAUCUGUGGAACCAGCUACUGCAGAAAAGACCAAGAGGUUGGAAAGACUUUGUAAUUUGUCCAGCAGAACGUUUCAAGAAACAAGUACAAUUAAGAAGAAAGAAUGUAUUUCUCGAUCAAAUGAGAAAGAACAAGAACACAGUGUAAGAGAGAUAAAUAUAAACAUAACAAAGAAUGCAACAGACACAAAAUCUGCCUGCUGUGUAUUAUCUAGUUCAGAUGUUGCAGCUAAAGAAAGCAUUAAUAGCAGGGAUCACCCUACCUGGCGUAGAAGGGAAGUACCAGUUCAUUUACAGCGACACAGUAGGAAUAAAUAUACCAAAGGUAUGUCAACAAAACUUCGCCUAGAUAUUCUGAAUGAUGAACUUGAAGAACUUAACACGAAAUGCAAAAACAUUGAAAAGGAAUUUGAAACUGCCGAAAAAGAAUUACUGAGCUCCAAAAAUGACACCAUCCCCCUAAAUUUUCAGGGAACAAUUGUGGAUUCUUCAAGGAAAGACUGGGAACUUCAAGCAUUGAGAAACGAUCUGUGUAAAAAAUCAGCCAAUAUACAAAACUUAACUGAGGAGCUCCAGCAAGCCAAAGAAACCAUCUACAAGUUGAACCUAGAGAACCGGAACUUAAGAGAAGCUGUUAGAAAGUUAAAGCAUCAAACUGAAGUUGGAAGCAUACUUCUCAAAGAAGAAAUGAAGCUGUACUAUGAGUUGGAGAUCGAGAAGAUUCGUGCAGAGCUUGAUGCGGUCAAGUAUGAACUAAGAGCUGAGAAGAACCUGCAAGCAAGAAACAACCGAGCCUUAGAGCUGCUUAGAAAACACUUGGCAUCAGCGGUAAUAUCAUCAAGUGUCCAAGAUGGCUUUUGUGGGGAUUUCUUGUGAACUAAAAAAAAUCUGUCAUUGGACAAAUCCUUGAGCCAAA
Ochotona princeps (American pika) is the source of this 1451-nucleotide messenger RNA. RefSeq names its product coiled-coil domain containing 160 (gene CCDC160). The transcript is spliced from 3 exons. The record is from RefSeq and is a predicted model, not a curated record. Bases 275 to 1411 code for a protein of 378 amino acids. Lineage: Eukaryota; Metazoa; Chordata; Mammalia; Lagomorpha; Ochotonidae.